Molecule: messenger RNA, 1062 nt
Organism: Closterium sp. Naga37s-1
Lineage: Eukaryota; Viridiplantae; Streptophyta; Zygnematophyceae; Desmidiales; Closteriaceae
Source: the annotation of a GenBank genome assembly
AUGAGAUCUCAUUCCUCCUACUACUCUCUCCCCUCCUCUCCCUCAGCUCCUUGCUUCUUGACUCUGUCCCAUACAGCACUCGCUCAAUUCCUUCCCUGGCUGCCCUCGCUCCCCCAGCGCCUACCCACGACUGCUGCCGCCUUCUCUGCCAUGUUGGACUUGGGCUCCUUCCCCCCUCUCUCUCUCGAGCCUCCUCAUAUCUCUCCGAUCCCUACCCUGAUCUCUCCCUCGUUUCAGGGGAAUGUUGUUCCCAGCGCCCCUCCCUUCAGCCUGAUCCUUGGCGCGGCUGCCUGUCACACCUUUUUCCAUCAAUGCUCUCUGUGUCAUACAUCCUCCCUUGUCGCCUAUGCUGUCCCUCAUCUCUCCUUCUCUGCCCUCUGUUGUCCUGCUUCUUCCUCUCCUCCACCUCAGGUUCCCUACGCCCCUCUUGCCCUCCCUCAUACCCCUCUCUUCCUUCAGGGGAUAAUUCCUUUUCACGCCGCUCCUGCUUACCGCAUCGGCGCCGAUCCAGAACAUACUCAUAUUCCUCCUCUUCAUUCUCUGUCCCCCCUUCUUGCGACCUCUCCCCUCUUCUGCGAUGCUCUUCAUCGCUCCUUCUCGUCUCCUUUCUUUUUUCCUUCCUCCCUCCCUUCUCACCACUUUCUCUCUGGCCUUCCAGCCUGCCCCUCCAUCCCUCUCUCUGGCCUUCUAGCCUGCCCCUCCAUCCCUCUCUCUGGCCUUCCAGCCUACCCCUCCAUUCCUCUCUGGGCCUCUCCCUUUGCUCCCCGUCCUGACGUGCUCGUCUGCCCCAUUCUUCAUCUGGCUCACUCUCCCCAUUGCCCACGUUGCUCCUCAGCUCUCCCUCUCUGUCUUUCUCUCUCCCAUACAUCAUGUGCAUUUCGUCCUACUGAUCUCCCUCGCUCAUACUCCUCCCCCUCCCCUCGACGCGCUCUUGCCUCCUCUCCCGAGGCAUACGUUCCUUCGCGCCCUCUGCCACUGCUCGCAGGUGCGCUUUACUUCCUCCACCGCGCAUUCUCGCAUCUGCCCCUGGGAUGCACAGCGGCGAAUGUUCGCUGCCCCUAG